UUUUAUCAAACAUUUCCAAAUCUGUUUUUGCAUAAUGUUGUGGAAACAAGAAUCAAGAAAAGGAGGAUGCUUUGUGGUAGUGGGGUUAAGUGUACGGACGGUUAAUUAAGACUCUGAAUGCGGUCAAAGGACAAGACAGGGGAGCUCCCUCGUUUUAGAUCGCUGUUGUGUUGCUCACUACCACUCAUACUUGGAAUGAAAUCUCUUUGACACCUAAAUCCUUAAAUGACAACACUUUUGUCUUAGCCUCACUCACCUCCUCAGCACUCGCUCUGCUCAUUCAGCAGGUCGCCUGCCCUUGCUAUUUGGACAAGACAAAUCAGGGGUUUCCAAAUAAGUUAAACAUGAUAAAACGGUUUCCAAGUAGGAACAACCAGAGGUCCAAAGGCAUCAAGGUAAAGCAUGUUCUGCAAAUUGUUCUGUUGCUUGGUGUUUGCUUCUGGUUGAUCUACCAGGUUAAGCACAAUCAUGAUAAACAGAAUGAAUUUGCCAACGAUUCAAAACUGUCAGUCAGUACACAGACAGAUCUGAUCCUGAAACUUGGUAGGAGAGACCUUCAUCCAGGUAAGCAUGAAGAAAUUCAGAAUGAAAAACAUGAGGAGGAAGAGGAAGAUGAACAUAAUGAAGAGGAUGAAGAAAAUAAACAUGGCCAUGAAGAACAAGAAGAUGGAAACAAGCAUGAAACUGAGGAACGUGAAGAGUACAAGCAUGAAGGCAGAGAACAAGGGGACGAAGAAAAUAAGCAUGGAGCAGAAGACCAGGAGGAAGCUGAAAACGAAAAUGAAGAUGAAGGAAGAGGAGGAGGAGGAGACGAUGAUAUAGAUGAAAAUGAUCAAGAGAAAUCAGAGUUGGAUAAUACUGAUCGUGAUGAUGAGUUAUUGGAUGGAGAGCAAGAAAAAGAAGAGGUUGAUGAGAAGGAGAAUGAAAACGAGGAUGAUGAAAAGGAGAGUUUAGUUGAAAACCACAACAAUCAUGAGGCCCGGGAGGAACAUUACAAGGGGGAUGAUGCUUCUAGUGCUGUGGCUCAUGAUACUCAUGCAACUAGCACUGAAACUGAGACACUUAGUUUGGAAAACUCUGAUGUAAACUUAGAAAUGAAUAUUCCAAAACCUGAAAAUGAGACAACUUAUUCAGACGAAAGUGUCGGGAAGCAAAAUGAUUCAGAUUUGAAGGUUUCAGAAGGUGACAUGAUAGAUGGUAUUUCUUCAAACACAACUGCUGUUCAAGAGACUGGAAAUAACACUUUGUCCAACCCUGUGGAUGAUAGCUCAUUACUAAAUAAAACAACUGCAACAAACUCUGACAGUCACUUGGAAUCAAGCAGUAACCUGACAGUAGUGACCACUGAAGCAAGCAAUAACUUGACCGGAGCUGGUAAUGACACAUCAAGUUCAUCUGAACAAAAUAAAAAAGUGAUGUUAUCUGAAUCUGACCAAGCUCAAAGCAGCACGAUGAACACAACAAUCCCUGGAGAUAUAAAAAAUGUGCAGACAGAGGGAUUAGAGCAGAGUGGCAAUAGAACUUCAGAUGAAAACCUGCAUGAUACCAAUUCGACGAUCUCUGUUAAAACUGAAAAUGGAGGUGUGGAUGCAGGAGAAUCAUCUAAUCUAGUAGCUUCGAAUGUAACCGAGAACACUUACAGAAAUGAGAGGUCUGAAUCUGAUAUUUCUGAAAGUGGCAAGUUCAACGGUAACUCUGAAACAAGUGAAACAGAUGAAAAUCAGAAUGUUGAUGCCACAGAGGAUGAGAUGUUCAAAGGUGACACACUAACAGGUGAAACUGAUGAAACAUCAGACUCUUCCUCUGCCAACAAAACUAUGGAUUCAGCUGAACAAGAUGCAAUUGAUUCUUCUGAUACUCAUAUACACGAGGAUGUGGCUGAGGCUCUAACUGAUCUUGAUACACUACCAGAUAUCAGAAAUGAAGGAGAUGACAGUGACGAAACUGCUGCAGAGUAAAGUGGAAAGAAGGGCGUUGGGUUCUUGAAAAGGGCUCUUUCAGUUUUUCUCCUGACCCUGGUGUUUGCAUGGCAGAUCCACCUAGUUGUUAGAACCUGUUUGCUUGACUCAAAAAUUGUGUCAAGACAAGAUCUUUAAAGGGAAAAACAUAGUUUAGCGGAUAUUUUUAAUGAUUGUAUCAAGGUCUGGAUGUGUAAUUUAUUGUUACAUUCAACUGUCAACUACUUUUGUUCCCCAUAUUUUUGUGUGAACUUCUUGUUAUUUACUAUUUUCUACUCAGGUCUUUUUUUUACAUCUA
This is a messenger RNA of Glycine soja, 2256 nucleotides long. Its product is annotated as dentin sialophosphoprotein-like. The coding region runs from base 345 to 1958 and encodes 537 amino acids. NCBI's taxonomy places the organism in Eukaryota, Viridiplantae, Streptophyta, Magnoliopsida, Fabales, Fabaceae. The record is from RefSeq and is a predicted model, not a curated record. The transcript is spliced from 2 exons.